This is a messenger RNA of Phyllostomus discolor (pale spear-nosed bat), 1708 nucleotides long. RefSeq names its product glycoprotein hormone subunit beta 5 (gene GPHB5). Gene Ontology annotation, cellular component: extracellular region; cytoplasm. Gene Ontology annotation, biological process: G protein-coupled receptor signaling pathway; regulation of thyroid hormone receptor signaling pathway. Lineage: Eukaryota; Metazoa; Chordata; Mammalia; Chiroptera; Phyllostomidae. The transcript is spliced from 3 exons. The record is from RefSeq and is a predicted model, not a curated record. Bases 255 to 647 code for a protein of 130 amino acids. Gene Ontology annotation, molecular function: hormone activity.
GUUUUGGAAAAUAGAGACCUGCUUUAUAUCUCAGGUCUUUGAUGUGUUUAGAGGUUCCUGGAAGGAUCUGCCUCUCUUUUGUUUUGAUUUAUAAGACCUUUCCUAUAUAUUUGAGCAGUUGAGCAGCCCAGUAACCGAGGGUAGAGACAUUUACCCAGAGCAAACUUCUAUCACUCAUUGCGACUCUCUGGGACUUUGGGUGCCGGUGUGAGCUCUAAGAGAAGAGUUAGCUCCAGCAAGAUCAGAGGAAGAGCAUGAAGCUGGCAUACCUUCUCCUUGGCCCCAUGGCCCUCCUCCUCCUGGCUGGCUGCUGCUGUGUUCUUAGCACCACCAGCGGGAACCUGCGCACCUUUGUGGGCUGUGCUGUGAGGGAGUUCACCUUCCUGGCCAAGAAGCCAGGCUGCAGGGGCCUUCGGAUCACCACUGAUGCCUGCUGGGGCCGCUGUGAGACCUGGGAGAAGCCCAUUCUGGAGCCCCCCUACAUCGAAGCCCACCAUCGAGUUUGUACCUACAACGAGACCAAACAGGUGACCAUCAAGCUGCCCAACUGUGCCCCCGGAGUCGACCCUUUCUACACCUACCCCGUGGCUGUCCGCUGUGACUGCGGGGCUUGCUCCACGGCCACCACUGAGUGUGAGACCGUCUGAAGAACGCAGAUGACAGCCGUGAGCCUCACAGACCCACCGGCAUGGGCAGCACCAGCAGCUAUUACCCCUGGAUUCAAGGACUUUUUAAUUUGGAGGAGGUUAUCUGUCUCCCUUAGGUCCAGCUCAGGCACGAGACCCAGAGGCAGCAUACAUAAGCUAAUGAUGCAAAACAAUAUUUGUGCCGUCACUAAAAUAAUUGUCUAGUUCACAAACCCGCAAGUUAAUUUUUACCUUGAGGCUCAGAACAUAAUUUGAAUAACACUGUCACCCUCCAAUUUGGAUUUAUAAUAUGCCAAUGGUUUAAAUGCACUUGGGCAUAAUUAAUUAGGCAUGGGUCUGGAAAGUUUUUAAAUUCUCAUGUCCUCCUUAAUGACUGGUCUCCCACUAGAUUUAUGACCAAAGGGCCAGAAAUCAAUGAAAUCCAUGUUUAAUUCUCAUGCCCCCGCCCCAAAUCUCACUGGAAUCUUCCUUAGAGGAAGACUCCCUUCUCCUUUUAACGGAACAAUUAUCUACACGAGAGACAGAGACCUCUCAGACGUUUAAAAGGUAGGGAAAUAGUAGCUCAAAUUGAAAGGAGUCUGGAUUUGGGCGAUCCUUUUUCUCAGCGAAUUCCCUAAGUCCCCUUAAGAUCCUUAGCAAAGAGGUCCCUUUAAAAUAAAAAUCUCACAGAAAUUGUAAUUAUAGCUAUCAUUUACACUUAGAAACUUACAAAAUUAAACUCAUGUUUGUGGAUUCAUGUGAUGUUCUCCCAAAGCGAUGCCCAAAAUGAUGAAUCACAAGUGGCAUUUCCCAUUUAGCAUAUUUUAAAUUGUAGUUGUAAUUUUUUAAACUCAGAAAUUUUACAGUUUGUAAGGGGUAAAACUGCAUUGCUGGCUUAGGGGAAGGUCUGUGGUUGUAUAGCUUUUGCCCUCUCGGAAACCUUACAGCAGCUGAUUCUCUGUGACUUUAAAAAACAAACAAACUCGAAUGCUAUGCAAAUGUCUGUAAUUCUGACAUUUUGGGGGUUGAAAUGAACCUUGUUCCUUUUCCACAAUAUGCCAGGAGAAUCUUACUAAUGCCAA